CCUGUCUCUAUCUCUGUCCCUCUGUCACUAUCACACUCACACACACACACUCACAAAUACCGACAUACACACACCCACACAAACCUCCUCCUCCACCUUCUCCUACUCUGUGAGUGAAGAGACAAACACCUAGGCACUCAGUCACUUGCCCUCCGCGACAGAGGUUGGUGAGGUUUUAGUAAGAGGGAGAGAGAGAGAGAGAGAGAGAGAGAGAGAGAGAGAGAGAGAGAGAGAGAGAGAGAGAGAGAGAGAGAGAGAGCAAAGGAAGGUUGCUGUAUGUGUGGCUCAUCUCAAGGCUUAACAGCCUCGACCUCCGAGCAGAGCGCGGCCAUGUUAACCUCCGAGGGGUCAGGGGUCACUGAGGCGGGGGCGCCGACCUGGACGCCGGCGGAGGCCGCUCAAGAGGAAGCGGAGAUGGCGUCGUGGAGCGAGGCCGACUUUGAGCAGAGGUGUACCUACGUCGUGAAGGACCAGCCCCUGGAGGACCCCCAGCAGGCCCCUGGGGGCCACGCCCAGGGGGCCCCCGCCGGCACGCGAGCGGAGAGCUCUCUGCCCAGGAACCUGAGUCUGAGACGCUGCCCCAACUCAGGCGAGGUGCUCGGAGUGACCAGCCUGGAGCUGGUCCCCCGGGGGACGCGCUUCGGACCCUUGGUCGGGCAGAUCUACACCGACGAGACGCUGCCGAAAGUCGGCGACCGGAAAUAUUUCUGGAGGGUCUUCUCCGGGGGGGAGCUACAGCACAUCGUGGACGCGCUGGAUCCGGCGCGCAGUAACUGGAUGCGCUACGUCAACCCGGCGUCGCGGGCCGCCGACCAGAACCUGGUGGCGUGCCAGAGCGGCCGGGACGUCUACUUCUACACCGUGCGCCCGCUGCGGCCGGGACAGGAGCUGCUGGUGUGGUACUGCCCUGAGUUCGCCCGGCGCUGCGGCUACCCCCCGCUGGGACACCUGUUCGAGGCCCCCAAGAGGAGCGUGGGCAGGCGGGGCCACACCGUCUCAGAGAUCCUCCGCCGCGAGCCGCCCAGCUCCCCCUCCGCCCGAGCAGCUGCACGCCACGAGGGCCCGCGGGGGGCCUUCCCCCCCUCCCCCGGCGUCAUCCAGCCCCCGCUGCGCCCGCAACCCCACCCCGAACCCGGCCCCCGCGCAACCCUCCCGUACGGCGCGCCCCCCGACGGAGCCGGCCAAUCGGAUAUGCACUUUGCCUCCAAGUGUAACCGUGAGGGCAGGCCUGGCGGGACGGCCCCGGCCAACCUCCUCUACAGGGGCCUGAGGUACGCCCCCUACCUGCUGCCCCACGUCCCUCUCUGCCUGGGCGGGGUCCCCUACCUCCUCUACAGAGACACGCUCCAGCCCCCCACCGCGCCCCCCCCACCUCCCACCACGCCGGCCUCGGACCGCUACGCCCGCGCCCCGCAUCCGUCCUCCGCCGGGCCCCAAGAGCUGACCUUCGCCCCGUCGGAGCCCAAAGCGGCCCCUGUGUUUCUCCCGCCCGGCGGUGGUAGCGCAGACCGCCGCUACCUCGUGUUCGGCAGGACGAACUACCUCAGGUGUCCCGGCGCCGGGUCACCCGCCGGCGGUGGGGUCAAGGACACGGCUCCGGGGGCUACCUCUCUCCGAGGGCCGGACCCCGCCUCCUGUUCACCCAGGGGCGCGUCCCCGCCCGAGGGCAUGGGGGCCUCCGUGGACCGCCUCCCCUCCACGCCCACCCCCGCCAUGGGGCCGGGGGGGGUCCGCCCACAGGGGGAGGCCGAGAACGCCAUGGACCUGAGGAAGAGCAAGGAAGGAGGGUCCGUCGGCUACAAGACCCUGACCUACCCGCUCACCAGGCAGAACGGGAAGAUCCGCUACGAGUGCAACGUGUGCCGCAAGAUCUUUGGCCAGCUGUCCAAUCUCAAGGUUCACCUGCGCGUGCACAGCGGUGAGCGCCCGUUCAGGUGUCAGACGUGCACCAAGGACUUCACCCAGCUGGCCCACCUGCAGAAACACUUCCUGGUGCAUACCGGGGAGAAACCACACCAGUGCAAGGUGUGCCACAAGCGCUUCAGCAGCACCAGCAACCUCAAGACCCACCAGCGGCUGCACUCGGGCGAGCGCCCCCACGAGUGCAAGGCGUGCCCGCCCGCUUCACCCAGCACAUCCACCUCAAGCUCCACAAGCGCCUGCACUCGGGAGAGCGGCCCCACCGCUGCCCCCACUGCCCACGCUCCUACCUCCACCACUGCAGCCUGCGGGUGCACCUGCAGGGCUUCUGCCCCCUGGCCCCGCCCCCCCCCCGGGGGGACCGCCGGCCCGUCCCGCCGGAGGAGCUGAGCCGCGUGGACGACGAGAUCCAGCGCUUCGACCUCAGCGAGACGGC
This is a messenger RNA of Gadus macrocephalus (Pacific cod), 2356 nucleotides long. Its product is annotated as PR domain zinc finger protein 1-like. Gene Ontology annotation, cellular component: cytoplasm; nucleus. Gene Ontology annotation, biological process: cell fate commitment; regulation of transcription by RNA polymerase II. Gene Ontology annotation, molecular function: histone deacetylase binding; RNA polymerase II cis-regulatory region sequence-specific DNA binding; DNA-binding transcription repressor activity, RNA polymerase II-specific. The record is from RefSeq and is a predicted model, not a curated record. Lineage: Eukaryota; Metazoa; Chordata; Actinopteri; Gadiformes; Gadidae.